GUUAGUCGCAACCACGCUCAAUACUGAGGAAAGCGAGGUCAUAUUCAUAAUCAAGGACCAGGUUGUAGUUAUUCCUGAAGUUUUAAACCUUUCUAUGUAUGUUCAAGAAUUCACUAUUUUCUAUGUUCUUACCCCUGUAAAAGUGGGUGGUUUAGCAGGGGUGGCAGGUAAUUGGUUGCCUGUCCUGUGAAAUCUUCUAGUCUCAGAGCAGAGUUUACAAAUGCCUUCGGACAUUCCUACAGUGCGUUAUUAUCGUGGAUAUCGGGGCCUGUUUGCGAUGAGGACGCAGAGAGAGGUGGCUGGCAGAAGAAGGAAUUGGCAAAGCGAGAGCUUAUUCGGUAAUGCUUAGCCGGGCUUUAUCACAGUAUUAGCAGCAUCCGAGUUUGCACUUGGGAGGUGGGCAAAGUACUUGGAUGCGUUGGCCUAAAUCUACCGAUGUCCUUAGCUCUGAAAGCUGGACAUCGCAUGUGCGAAGUUUUGGUGUUCAGAUUGACCCUAGUCCUGCUGCAGCUUAUCUUGAUCUGAAUAUGUGCUUCAUCAAUGGAGAGGGUAGUGGUACUUCUUUGGAGUGGGCAAGUGAGCGGAAGCUCCGGAUAUGUAGGGCUUUCAAGGAAGGAUGUGAAAGGAGAAGAUUCUCGGCACCUAAUCACAACUAUUCAUACCACAACCUGAAGAAGGCAGGUGGUGAGCAGAGAAAGAUUCAUAUUCGAACCUUGGUUGCUGUCAUGGGAUGUGGUAUCGAGUGGGUGAAGUGGAUGGGCGCCAAUGUUCUUGAGGACUGGGACACCGGAUUGCUGGUGAAAGGUGUGCAGCGUUUACUGGAGCACGAGAAGCUCAACACCGAGAAAGGUAAGGAGAUGGAACCAUUUGUUACGAGCUAUAUGGAUGAGAGGGGUGGAAGAAGAGAGGCAGAAUUGCUGCUCGAUCUAUCUAGGUAUCUGAUGCAUUAUGCUCUGCCCUGGACGUCAGAGGGAGCUAUGACCCCUUACGAACCCGUGUGUGUUGUCAGUCGAUCAAGAGAAUAUGAUGCAGGAACCCGAGAAUGAACAAGUAAGGGAGGUA
Mollisia scopiformis is the source of this 1062-nucleotide messenger RNA. RefSeq lists its product as uncharacterized. The record is from RefSeq and is a predicted model, not a curated record. The coding region runs from base 414 to 1046 and encodes 210 amino acids. NCBI's taxonomy places the organism in Eukaryota, Fungi, Ascomycota, Leotiomycetes, Helotiales, Mollisiaceae. The transcript has a single exon.